GUUGUCAAAUACGUUUGAGUUUUCUAAAAGUGGAAGUAAAAAAAACAUAUGCUUGAAAUUAAUUUACUCUUGAACUUUAGUUUUAAUGCAAAUGGUGUCUUUUUGGUGUUGUUGAAUUAUUAAAUUGAAGUUAAAAAAAUAUUUGAUGUAAUGGUAGUUCGAGUUAAUGACUUUGUUGACGUCAAAGUGACGUUCUUUUUGUUGUAAUGUCAAUUUGCUAGUUGUCAAACUUCUAAGAAAAUUUCAAAAACAUGGGUAAUGUCGACACAAAACUGAAUUUUCGCAAGGCAGUAGUACAGUUAACAUCUAAAUCUGAGCCCAUUGAUGCAAAUGACGACUCAUUUUGGGAACAAUUUUGGUCCGAGAACGUAACAAAUGUACAGGAUAUAUUCACGUUAGUGCCUGCUGCUGAAAUACGUGCUUUAAGAGAAGAUGCCCCUUCAAAUUUAGCAACCUUAUGUUACAAAGCUGUCGAAAAAUUAGUUAAGGCUGUGGAUAGUAGUUGCAGGACACAACAUGAACAACAGACAGUUCUAAAUUGCGUGCGUCUAUUAACAAGAAUUUUACCGUACAUAUUUGAAGACUCAGAAUGGCGAGGUUUUUUUUGGUCCUCGCUCCCAAGUCAGGGAGAGGAUGAAGAUGAAUCAAUACCUUUGGCGCAGUCUUUAUUAAAUGCUGUUUGUGACUUAUUGUUUUGCCCAGAUUUUACAGUGGUGACAAGCCGGAAAAGUGGUCCAGAUAAAGCUGAAGAAUUAUCAGCUAUAGACAGUUGUGAAUAUAUUUGGGAGGCAGGGGUUGGUUUUGCCCAUUCUCCUCCUCGUAGUCCUGUUCUUGAUUCGAAUCGUACUGAAUUGCUUAAACUUCUGUUAACUUGCUUUAGUGAGACUAUGUAUCAACCUCCAGCUGACAUUUCACAGAACCCUAACAAGUGGAUAGCCCACCUGACUUCAUCAGAAAAUCGACAUGCCUUACCUAUGUUUACAUCCUUACUAAAUACAGUCUGUGCAUAUGACCCAGUUGGUUUAGGGGUACCAUACAACCAUCUGUUAUUCAAUGAUUCUCUUGAACCUCUGGUAGAGGCUGCUCUCCAAAUUUUAAUUGUAACUUUGGAUCAUGAUACUAGCUCAUCAACCCCAACAGAAGGCGAAGAUAGCGUCAUUCCGGAUAAUCUAUUUAUUAAUUACCUUUCUCGGAUACAUCGUGAUGAAGAUUUUGAUUUUAUACUGACUGGUGUCACAAGGUUAUUGAAUAAUCCUUUAGUACAGACAUACUUACCGAAUUCUACAAAAAAAGUGCACUUUCACCAGGAAUUGCUAGUCUUUUUCUGGAAAAUGUGCGAUUAUAACAAGAAAUUUUUAUACUUUGUUCUGAAAAGUAGUGACGUGCUGGAGGUUCUGGUGCCUAUUCUGUACCAUCUCAAUGAUUCCAGAGCUGAUCAAUCGCGGGUGGGACUAAUGCAUAUAGGAGUCUUUAUACUACUUCUAUUGAGCGGUGAACGUAAUUUCGGCGUGCGUUUAAAUAAACCAUACACUGCUACAAUUCCAAUGGACAUUCCUGUUUUCACUGGGACCCAUGCGGACCUUUUGAUUAUUGUUUUCCAUAAAAUUAUCACAACUGGACAUCAACGCCUUCAACCACUGUUUGAUUGCUUGUUAACAAUUCUAGUCAACGUAUCUCCAUACUUAAAGACUUUGUCUAUGGUCGCCAGUACGAAACUCUUACAUUUAUUAGAAGCGUUUAGCACCCCGUGGUUCCUCUUCUCAUCUUCUACCAACCACCAUCUCGUUUUCUUUCUCUUGGAAAUAUUCAACAACAUAAUACAGUAUCAGUUUGAUGGCAAUUCAAAUCUCGUCUACACCAUAAUUCGUAAACGCCAAGUGUUUCACAGUUUGGCCAAUCUACCGAGCGAUUAUGGUACUAUUGCAAAAUCUCUGAACAAACGUUCAAGAAGUCGUAUGUCGAAUUCGACCAGCCACGAAAACGUAGCGGAAAUAGCAAUGGAAGGGUCUCAUCCGGCUUUACCAGCUGAACCGGGAACUUUGAAGGCUACAUUACCGGAUACACCAGGAAUAGGGCAAAUGACUGAGAAAGAAUCGGCACAUCCGGCGUUCCAGCAAAGCGAUCAGUUGCCUCUUACUAAUGGAAUGGCUACGAUCAACUUGAACACCCCUACUUCAAGUAAGAGUGGGGAUGAAGACACUCCUAAAUCGGACGGCGAAGGAAAGAAGUUGAGUAGGAGCCCGUCGGAAGCGUCUAAUUUUUCAAGACAGUCUGUGGCAACGCGAAAUAGUUUACGGGUAAGUGCAACGGGAGAUAAAACCUCAGGUCAGUGGACACCAACGGGUGAAUGGGUGCACUCGUGGAAGUCAAAGUUACCUCUACAAACCAUUAUGCGUCUUUUGCAAGUUUUGGUACCUCAAGUAGAGAAAAUCUGCAUUGAUAAAGGCCUAACUGAUGAGAGCGAAAUUUUGAAGUUUCUGCAACAUGGUACUUUGGUCGGCCUUUUACCUGUACCACAUCCGAUUUUGAUUCGGAAGUAUCAGGCUAAUUCUGGGACAACCACUUGGUUUAGAACAUACAUGUGGGGCGUUAUAUACUUGAGUUGCAGAAAUGUGGAUCCGCCGAUUUGGUAUGAUACUGACGUAAAAUUAUUCGAGAUUCAGCGAAUCUAAAAACGUAAAAUCAAAAAUUAAUUUAAGAUUAUUUAUUUAUUUUUUAUACAUAUACAAACAGCAGUAUGCAUCGGAAACAGUUGAAAGAUUUAAGUGUAAAUACUGAGUAUGCUAAUAGUUGUUAUUUGUUAUUUAUUGCAGUGGAUUAUUUUAUUCGUAACUCCUCGUAAAUCUGUCAUAUAAAUACCAUUUUAUUUGUGUAAAUGUGCAUUUAAUGUUAAGACUGUCUAAAAUGGCUUUUAAAUGUACUUUUAAUGUAGUUACCAUUCCUUUAUGUUGUGAUUUAACUUAGCUUUAGUUUUGAAACUAUACACUUUUUACUAUUUAAGCUUUUCGUAACGAAGGUCUUUCGCUAUUCAUUUAUAGAUAUGUUUCCUAGGAAUUUAUUUAAAAAAAUGUAUACGUUUGUUAUAAUGUAUAACGGAGUAUAUAAAUGAAUCGAGUGUCUUUACUCGACUAUUUUAUGGUCACUA
Messenger RNA from Zophobas morio, 3145 nucleotides. RefSeq names its product protein HID1. NCBI's taxonomy places the organism in Eukaryota, Metazoa, Arthropoda, Insecta, Coleoptera, Tenebrionidae. The record is from RefSeq and is a predicted model, not a curated record. Gene Ontology annotation, cellular component: Golgi trans cisterna; Golgi medial cisterna; membrane. The transcript has 12 exons. The coding region runs from base 252 to 2672 and encodes 806 amino acids.